CACAAUCUUUUCAUCUUCUUCACAUUCUUUCAUCCAGCUGAGCUGAGUUAAAAAGUGCUAGCCGCUCCUUUACUACAAGCCUUUAUUCCCUCCAACUUCAAACGAUCUUUUCGAAAUAAACAAAAUCUAACGUCCCAAACAACAACAAAAAUGUUCUUCUCCAAGACCCUCAUUCUCGCCCUCGCCACCGCUGCCGUGGCCCUCCCUACCAGCCAGCAGCUGGACAAGCGCGCUGGUAUCCUCAAGAAGGAGCCCUACUCCCAGUUCCAGGUCUCGGACGGCGUCGGUGGCGACGCCUUGGCCGAGGUGAAGAAGAAGUUCCCGAUCGACGAGGCCAAGAUCGCAAGCAUCGAUCCGGCUGACCUCCAGAUCAUCAAGGACGCCCGCACCACGGCCGAGAAGGCUGAGGUGGAGGGCUUCAACCCCGCCAUCGCCAAAGCUACCGGCGAGGAAAAGGAGGAGCUGGAGGUGGGUAAGACCAAGAACAAGGUCCUGAAGCUGCAGCUCGAGGUCGAGGAGCUCCAGGCCGAGCUGGCCCAGGUAAAGACUGAGAACGCCGAAGACAAAAAGAAGCGGGCGGCCAAGCUUGAGGAGGAGAAGAAGAAGUUGGACAGCAACAUUAACCUCGACAAGAAGAAUGCCGGCAAGAAGAGCAAGAGCGUUGCCUUCAACGGUUGAGAUGGAUACUCGGUGUUCGACAUGCGGCUGUCAACGC
Pyricularia oryzae 70-15 is the source of this 715-nucleotide messenger RNA. RefSeq lists its product as uncharacterized. The record is from RefSeq and is a predicted model, not a curated record. Lineage: Eukaryota; Fungi; Ascomycota; Sordariomycetes; Magnaporthales; Pyriculariaceae. Bases 151 to 678 code for a protein of 175 amino acids. The transcript has 2 exons.